Molecule: messenger RNA, 2274 nt
Organism: Scatophagus argus
Lineage: Eukaryota; Metazoa; Chordata; Actinopteri; Scatophagidae
Gene: b4galt4
Product: UDP-Gal:betaGlcNAc beta 1,4- galactosyltransferase, polypeptide 4
Exons: 7
Coding region: 393-1439 (348 amino acids)
Biological process (GO): carbohydrate metabolic process
Molecular function (GO): glycosyltransferase activity
Source: RefSeq, a predicted model, not a curated record
CCCGCAGCAUUGCGGCAGCUUUUAGUCUGAAAUACAUCCAGCAUGUGUUAUUAUGCUGACUUGACAUACUGUUGUCGUUUCCUCCUUGGACGAUGACCUGAUGUAGCGGUGUGAACGUUGUCGGAGAAGACGUUUUUUACCUCACCCCCUGAAACUGGAAUUUGAAAGUUCAGCGAUGGAUUUUCACCAAUAAGUUUUCCUUACUUCAUAGUGAUCAUGUAAUUGGUUCACUGGAUUGUUCAGCAGGAUGUUUUGUUGCCAUGGGAUGACUUGUUAGUGAAACUGACUCUCAUAAGUUUUGCUGAAAUGUCCUGUACAGAAAAAAUAUCUUAAUCUAUAAAGCUUCUACAGUUGCUACUUUUAGUGUAUCACAUCAGCACAAUCACACAGCCAUGGGCUUCCAUUUGCCUGUGUGCAAGUUUUUGCGAAGGGGGAAGUAUUUCCUACUGCUCCUCGUCUCGGUCUCGGUGCUGGUAUGGAUCGCAACCUUUUCAGGAGAAACUAUGAAGUCUGUUCAGGUUUCUUCCGCCACAACACAGACUCUUGUCAAAGGAGACGACCUGAGGGAUAAAGUCAACUCUUGGACUGUGGUACCUGAUCGGGUAAAUACUCUACCACCAAAAGGCAAAUGCCCCGAGGAGUCACCUCUGCUCAAGGGAGCUGUGAAGCUGUCCUUUGAGUCCUCCCUGAAAAUGAAGGAUGUGGAGAGUGAAAACAAAGGAGUGACGAGAGGCGAGUAUGAGCCUGCAGACUGCACAGCGAGGCAGAGCGUAGCGAUCCUCAUCCCCCACCGCAGCCGAGAGAGACACCUCCUCUACCUCUUGCACCACCUGCACCCCUUUCUGCAGAGACAGCAGAUACACUAUGCCAUUUAUGUCAUCCAGCAGGCUGGUGAUGCAACGUUUAACCGUGCCAAAUUACUGAAUAUCGGAUAUUUGGAGGCACUGAAGGACUACAGUUGGGAGUGUUUCAUCUUCCAUGAUGUGGAUCUGGUUCCUGAAAAUGAUCAUAAUUUAUAUGUGUGUGACAACCAGCCCAAACACUUAGUGGUUGGCCGGAAUGCCACAGGAUACAAGUUGCGUUACAAAGGCUACUUUGGAGGAGUCACAGCUAUGACCAAAGACCAGUUUCAUCAAGUGAAUGGAUUCUCAAACACUUACUGGGGUUGGGGUGGAGAAGAUGACGACCUUCGCAUCAGAGUUGAGCUGCAGAAAAUGAAGAUCGUGCGGCCGCCUGCUGACGUAGCUCGCUAUACCAUGGUGUUUCACAAACGGGACGCUGGCAAUGAAAUAAACAAGGACAGGAUGAAUUUAUUAGUACGAACGCCGCAGGUCUGGAGAAAGGAUGGACUCAACAGCUGCUCAUAUAAGACUUUGUCUGUAGAGAGGCUGCCCCUUUAUGUGAAUGUUACUGUGGACAUUGGUAAGCCACAGAGUUGAGAUUUCAAACAGGAAGCCCUGCUGUGACCAAAAAAUAUUUUUGGAUCUAUUUUAUACAGAACCUUUAGGCCAGAAAAGGAUGUAUACAAGACAACAUGAAGCACAUCGUUUAACUUAGUUUUACAUAUUCAGAAACAGUUUACCUGACUACUACAUCUUUGCACAUUUUUGCAUAUCAUGUGGCCUUAAUUUCUUAAUAUUAUUACCAGCCUGCAAAAAACAGGAAACAUUUUUUUUCUUCAAGUAAUAAUUGGCUUUGAUCAAAUAAAGAAGGAGACCUACAAAUAUUUCUGUAUUUACAUUGUAGUGCCGAAACAAUCAGCUGUCAGACUUGCAUUGCAGGACAUUUUGCACCUUUGAGAAUUCAAAUCAGCCAGAUACCCGAGUACACCUUCAUGUGUGUGCAGAGCCUGUUUGGGUUAAGUUGGUUACUGCUUGGUCUCAUCAAGGCAGUGAAAUGACUGACGGGUAACUCAAUAGCCUUGCUUUGUUGACACUGACAUGUUAAUUACAAACUGUAGACAAUGCAAAUUCUCAUGUUAAGUCAACAUUGGAUCAGUUUAUAUUAGUGAUGUACACUAAAGCUGCAAUGACUGAUUUUUGAUCGCUAGAUGGUAGAAAGACAAACAAACAGCAACAGAGCGUUAAGGUAUUAGCUUAUCGGUUUCUUACCAAACUAAUCCAUACAGUAGCCUGUGACAUUACCAAUAUAAAGUAAUCAAUAUGAACAUAUUCAUGAAAUCUUAGUAAUCUUAAUAAUACCAGCUAUUUGAGGACUUCCUCAGCUGAGGGUAUAGGGUGGCUCUGCAUCAGUUUUAGAGCAGACAACAGAUGA